Messenger RNA from Culex pipiens pallens (northern house mosquito), 4358 nucleotides. Its product is annotated as sodium-independent sulfate anion transporter-like. Gene Ontology annotation, biological process: transmembrane transport. Gene Ontology annotation, molecular function: sulfate transmembrane transporter activity. The coding region runs from base 399 to 2231 and encodes 610 amino acids. The record is from RefSeq and is a predicted model, not a curated record. Lineage: Eukaryota; Metazoa; Arthropoda; Insecta; Diptera; Culicidae. The transcript is spliced from 3 exons. Gene Ontology annotation, cellular component: membrane.
GUCAGAACGAUCCCGUGAAUCGAGUGAUGCAACAGGUCGUUGGCGCGCGGUUGGGUGCGCAGUUGGGAAAGGGCAGUUUGGCGAGAUAAAUUAAUAUAUUGCUAGUACAGCUGAAACGGUGAACCUUUAGUGUGCUGUGUUGAGACGGCGCAGUACGAGCCGCGUGAAACCCAUUCGUCGGAAGGGAAUUGUCAAUUUUUCACUCGCGAAAAAACAGUGUCAAUUUGCGUGUACGGGGAAGUACGGAAGAACGGCUGGAGAUUAGAGAUCGUCAUUGUAUUUGCAUUUUAAUUUAUUGGCCGUCUGGUCUCGACUGUUCCGAUGCAGAUGUCGUAGACUGCCGUUUGAACUGGGUUUUCCUGUGUUUGCGCUAGUGUCUCGUCAAGUGUAGAACUAACAUGACCAAAGAGUUUAUCCUCACCGAAAAGGAGCUCUACCCGAGCCACCAGGUUCCGGAAGAUUCCGACCUGGACUACCGGGAACAAUUUCCCGACAUACGACCCCUGAUCCGGCGCCAGUUCAGUGGCAUUUGGACGCGCGAGAAUGCCAUCCGACGAUUCCCGGUCCUCCAGUGGGGCCCGCAGUACACGCUAAAGAAGCUGGCGUCGGAUGCGAUCGCCGGCAUUACCGUCGGGUUGACGUCGAUCCCGCAGAGCAUCGCGUACGCCGUGGUCGCCAACUUGGAACCGCAGUACGGGCUGUACUCGAACUUUAUGGGUUCGUUUGUGUACGCGUUCUUUGGCAGCGUGAAGGAGAUCACGAUCGCACCCACCGCCAUUAUGGCGCUGAUGGUCCAGCACAAGGUGCUCCAGCUGGGACCGGCGGGGGCCAUUUUGGCGUCGUUCCUGUCCGGAUGUAUCAUUCUGCUGCUCGGACUACUCAACUUUGGCUUUGUGGUGCAGUUUAUCUCGAUGCCGGUUAUUACGGGUUUUAUAACGGCUGCCGCGAUCACGAUCAUGAGCAGCCAGAUCAAAUCGUUGAUGGGAAUCUCCAGCGCGGGGCGGUCCAGCUCGUUCGUGGACUCGUGGGCAAAUGUGUUUGAGAAUGUGGGACAGACGCGGCUGUGGGACGCACUGCUCGGAUUUGGAACGUUGGCCAUCUUGAUCUUUAUUACGCUGAUCAAAGGCCGAGGUUCAGGACGAUGGCGAAGCUUCACCAACAAUCUGAACCUGCUACGAAACGCCCUGGUCGUAAUUGGUGGCGGAGUGCUAGCCUACGGAUUUGCCACGCGCGAUCUGCAGCCGUUCCGGUUGACCGGCAAGGUCGCGUCCGGAUUUCCCACGGUAGAACUACCUCCGUUCUCUACGACCUUCAAGGACGAGUUCUACGACUUCCCACGGAUGUUACACAUCCUUGGCUCUUCGGUGAUCGCGAUCCCAAUGAUCUCGAUCCUCGAGGUCGUUUCCAUCGGAAAGGCCUUCACCAAGGGCAAGCCUGUGGACGCUACCCAGGAAAUGAUCGCACUCGGACUUUGCAACAUUGCUGGGUCAUUUACGUCGUCGAUCCCAACGACGGCGUCCUUCGCCCGAACUGCGAUCAACAGUAGCAGCGGAGUUCGGACACCGUUCGGUGGAGUGUUCACCGGUAUUCUGGUCCUGUCAGCUCUCGGUCUACUCACCGAUUGGUUCUACUACAUCCCGAAGGCAACCCUGGCAGCGGUCAUCAUCGCCGCAAUGGUCUUCAUGAUCGAGUACCGCGCCGUAGCGGAAAUGUGGCGCAUCAAGCGAAUCGACAUUAUUCCCUUCCUGGUAACCGUCGUUUCGUGUCUCUUUGCCGGCCUCGAGUACGGAAUACUCAUUGGAAUCGGCGUAAAUCUCUGCUUUCUGCUGUAUCUAAUAUCGCGCCCCCGAAUCGACCAUCGAACGAUCAAAAUCAACUCGACCAACGCGCUCAUCCUGCGACCCACGAACGACCUGGCCUUCUCGUCGGCCGAAUACCUGCGCGAUCGAAUAAUCCGGAUGGCGUCGGAACACGCCGCGGACGUGGUGGUGAUCGACGGAGAGCUUAUCAAAUACGUGGACUCGACGGUGGUGAAGAACCUGUCCGGAACGGUGACCGAUUUGAACGCCCAAGGUCGGGAUGUGCUGCUGUGGAGGUGGAACCGAGAGGUGCAGUACUCGCUGUAUCGGUACAGGAAGGACCAAUUUAUGCCGCUGUUUCGAGCGGAUGGUAACGAGGAAGCGAUGAUACGUGACUGGAAGAGUCCGCCGUUUGGGGAAGGGAGCGUUUAACGGAAAUGUUGGGUGGUAAUGGAGGCUAGUGGAAUGAUGUGAUAUUAGAAUUGAGGUAGAAUUCGUUGCAAAUACAAAGAUGAAUUGGAAUCCUGAUAAAUGGAAUGAUGUUCAAUGUCAUCCUCAUUCGAUCUGUAAAGAUCCGAAACCGAAAAAAAUAUCGAAGGGUAUUUUAGCUAGUUCAAUUGCAGUAGUUCAAUAGCCAAGUUUAGUCAAUAAACUGGUCAUGUUUUUAAGAAAAUUCUUAUCAAAUCCCAAUUUCUCAAGGAGCGGUUAAAAUUGCACAUGCAAAUGAAAUAACAAUGAUGAAUAAAAACACAGUUUUCAACUAUUGAUUCAAUCAAAGAAUUUCCUUUUUGCCUUCCUCACCUAACUGAGGCAAGGCUAUAAAAUCACUCGAAAAAUGAACUUCUUAAAUACACCUCCUAGAUAUACCUUUACGUAUACCUAUCGACUCAGAAUCAAAUUCUGAACAAAUGUCUGUGGGGAUGUGUGUACACCCAAAGUUAAAGAUCGAGGGGAUAGUCCUCACGAAAAGAAUCGUGAGGAAAGUGCUAUAUUGCGAGAGUAUAGUCCUCUCGCGUGUUCAUUCGUUCAUUGGAACAGUUCAUCCUAUGAGUGGCUUAUAUGGACAAACGACCGCUAUUUAGUCACCGAACCAUAGGGACGUGGCGUUACAUCGUGCUGCCAUCUGGUUUUUUUAAGCGCAAGAGUGGAAAAGUGCUGAGUCAUCGUCUAAAAAUAGACGGCGUCCUAUCUCGCCCAGCAAAAUGAAGUCGAUAAAGUAGUCGGUUUCGAUAAGAAAAAGUGGAAAACGUGGUCUAAAAAUAGCGACGCCAUCCCCCUAUGGUGGCCAAUACGGCAAAGGCACGGUUCAAUAUGCCGAAGGUCUUGGGUUCGAGUCUCGGUACCGGUACUUUUUUUUUUGAUAGAUGAACUUUUUUGGAAAAUGAACCAUGAGUAAAGUACUCUCGGUAAUUUCGGGAUUUAUCCUCUCCGUCCGCACACAGUACCAUUUUACUACCGAAUCGUGCUCUUUAUCCUCUUGUAUGCCGAUGCCCAGUUCUGGGUGUAGACAUGAUUUUUUUCCUCACGAUUAUCUCAGAACUGGCUGAACCGAUUUUUGCCGGAUCCGCCUUUUUCUGUUCGUUUUGGGGUCCCGUAAGACCCUAUUAAAUUUUAUUCUGUUUAGUAAAGUACCGUCAGUGGGGGUGACAUUGGGUCUGGGGGGUGAGAUUGGGUCAAAGUGAUUUUUUACGGAUUUUACCAUUUUUCAGGUUAUUCUCAAUGAAACUGAAUUCUGUUAAAAAGGUUGUGUAGGGGACAUCUUAAGAUGACUUCGCUGAAAAAAUCUCGUUCCUAGAACAAAUCCUGUUAUUUUGGCACAUGUCUAAAGUUGGGGUACGUUUUUGGCCAAAAAUGACCUCUCGAAAAAUAUUUUUUCUAAUAUUUUUGUUAGAAUUGCUCGAAAACUACCCAAAUGUUUGAAAAUCUCCACUUCAAACAUUGUAGCGUGUCAAUACGAUUCCCUCGAACAAGAAACGCUGUUGGAUGACUUGUUUUUACCAUAUCGUUGUAUUUGAGCAUCAUUUUAGUUUCAUUUGACCCAAUGUCACCCCCUCUAAGGUUUCAGACCCGGCAGCACCGAAGUGUCACCCCCCUAGUUUGGUACACAUGUCUACAUACAGCCAAACACACAGACAUUUGCUCAGCUGGUGAUUCUGAGUCGAUAUGUACAAAUGAAGGUAGGUCUAGGAGGUCUAAUUAAAAAGUUCAUUUUCCGAGUGAUUUUAUUGCCUUUCCUCAGUAAGGUGAGGAAGGCAAAAAGUCAGUUAAAUAUUCCCGAAUUUAGGAAGAUUUAAUUGAAUAAGUCAAAAUGUGUUAAAUAUAAUUCAAAUUUAAAAAUUAGUUAAAAAUAUUAAAAUAUAAUUGAAAUCAGUAAAAAUAAGUUAAAGUUAGAUAAAAUUCGAAAAUAUAAGCUAAAAUUUGUAAACUUUAAUUAAAAUUAUCCAAAAUUAGCCAAUUUAGUUUUAAUUAAAGUUAAGUUUAUGUAAAUUUAGUGUAAUUUAGGUAAAUUAAGUUAAAUUUAUGUAAGCUUGUUCAAAACAAGAACAAAAGGUUUUUUUU